Molecule: messenger RNA, 1647 nt
Organism: Durusdinium trenchii
Lineage: Eukaryota; Dinophyceae; Suessiales; Symbiodiniaceae
Source: the annotation of a GenBank genome assembly
AUGGGCUGCGCUGAUGUGGUUUCAGAGGACCAACCACAAGUCGAGGAGUCAGAGGCGGUUAAGAAGCUAGAGGUUGUGGCUGAGAAGAUCAUUGAAGACGAGAAGACCUUACGCUUUAUCGCAGCGCCGAUCCUCGUGCGGGAGAACAAUAAGGAGACAAUGCUGCCACCUGUGAAACAGGUGCAAGAGCUUGUGUCCCCUGACCUUUUCUUCAUCUCGUCAGAGACUACCUUUGAACGUGUGUUUAUCUUUGAAGGGCAGGUUGCCGAGGAUGUCGCCCCUGCGGACGCACUAUCAGCCAUGCAACAGCGUUUGGUUUCAUCCGGACUGGACUCUGUUGAGUUAUUCUUGCAGCGAUGCAUUGAGCCCUCCAAGAGUGCGCUGCUGGUGAUGCUAAAGGAAGACAUAUUGAUUCCGGAAAGCCUUGGCUCGAGCCUUUUGCCCGGGGAAUGGAUCCCGGAGGACUCGAGACUGAAAGACAGAUCAAGGUAUGGCUAUGGCCUAUUGCUGCUUCAGAUUUGUCUCAUCCCAGUACUCUUCAUGGCACAAGAUUUGACUGUGCGCUUGGGCAUUUGCACUGGCAAAGGCCAUAGUGCCUGCAUUCGAGAGCAUUUUGGUCCACGUUGGUGCUGGUUUGCUACCACCCUAUUGCUGGUGGAGUGCGUGGUCGCUAUGGUGUCGGAAAUGAGUGGGGUGGCCGCUACAGGAAGGCUUUGGGGCAUGAAUCCACUUGUCUCUGUCGUGGUGGCCUCUUUUGUCAUCAUUGGGGCAGUGCUUGGCCUGUCGUAUCGACAGAAUCCUCGCCUCAUCAAGAUUGAAGUGAUUGGUGUCACCUUGGGAGCCUUUGAGAUGACCUUUCUCAUCACCAUGCUCUACUAUCAUCCCUCUGUGGGAUCUAUGCUCCAGGAUGCAUUGGACCACGUUGCUGAUCCCGAAUAUAUGAAGCUCAUCUCUGCGAACAUUGGAGCGGUGAUCAUGCCGUGGAUGAUCUACUUUCAGCAGAGUGCUGUGGUUGCACGACGCAUGCGCACCUGCACCGAGAUGGACCAGGAAAGGACUGGAACUUUGGUUGGGAGCAUCACGACGCAGCUCAUUAUGAUUGGAGCACUGGUGACACUUGCAGCAGCAAAGUCCGGAAAUCGAGAUCUCAAAAGCAUGGAGGAGAUUGUCCGGGCCAUCAGCCCAGCUUUCGGUGUGGUAGCCUCCAAGGUCUUGAUUUCUAUGGCCUUCCUGGGUGGCUCAUUGUGCGCAGCCUUCGUGGUGGCCCUGGCGGCCACUUGGGCGCUUUGUGAGGCCGCCAGCCUGGAGGACGCCUACGCGUUGGAGCAAUCGCCUACAGAUGCGCCCUUUUUCUACGGUAGCUUUCUAAGCGUAGUUGUACUUGGGGCAUUGGUCCUUUUGUCUGGCGUGAACACCGUUCGGCUGAAUGUUUGGGUGGAGCUGCUCGACGGUAUACUGAUGCCUGUAGCUGUGGGCUUUCUCUACUUGCUUGCCAUCAGUGAGGUGGUCCCCGAGCCAGUGCGAGUGAAAGGAGCCUACAAAUGGGUCACAGGAUGUGUUUUUACCAUCGUUGCCGCUAUAUCCAUCACAACUGCCGGCGGUGGCUUCAUCAGCGAGCACUUGAAGGACACGCAGAUCAUCGGCUAG